Messenger RNA from Pochonia chlamydosporia 170, 720 nucleotides. Its product is annotated as ribosomal protein S6, eukaryotic. Bases 1 to 720 code for a protein of 239 amino acids. Gene Ontology annotation, cellular component: ribosome. Lineage: Eukaryota; Fungi; Ascomycota; Sordariomycetes; Hypocreales; Clavicipitaceae. Gene Ontology annotation, biological process: translation. The transcript has 5 exons. The record is from RefSeq and is a predicted model, not a curated record. Gene Ontology annotation, molecular function: structural constituent of ribosome.
AUGAAGUUGAACAUUUCCUACCCUGCCAAUGGCAGCCAGAAGCUCAUCGACAUUGAAGAUGAGCGCAAGCUCGCCGUCUUCAUGGAGAAGCGCAUGGGCGCCGAGGUUCCUGGCGACUCCGUCGGCGACGAGUUCAAGGGCUACAUCUUCCGCAUCACCGGAGGAAACGACAAGCAGGGUUUCCCCAUGAAGCAGGGUGUCAUGCACCCCAGCCGUGUCCGCCUCCUUCUCUCCGACGGCCACUCCUGCUACCGCCCCCGCCGCACCGGCGAACGCAAGAGAAAGUCCGUCCGUGGCUGCAUCGUCGGCAUGGACCUGUCCGUCCUGGCCCUCAGCAUCGUCAAGCAGGGCGACAACGACAUCCCCGGCCUGACCGACGUCGUCCACCCCAAGCGCCUGGGUCCCAAGCGUGCCACCAAGAUCCGCAAGUUCUUUGGCCUCACCAAGGAUGACGAUGUCCGCAAGUACGUCAUCCGCCGCGAGGUCCAGCCCAAGGGCGAGGGCAAGAAGCCUUACACCAAGGCCCCCAAGAUCCAAAGACUGGUCACCCCCCAGCGUCUCCAGCACAAGCGCCACCGUGCUGCCCUCAAGCGCCGCCAGGCCGAGAAGGUCAAGGACGAGGCCAACGAGUACGCCCAGAUCCUCGCCAAGCGUGUCGCCGAGGCCAAGGCCCACAAGGCCGAUGCCCGCAAGCGCCGCGCCUCUUCUAUGCGCAAGUAA